AUGGCCAAACAGUUUUCCUGGGAACAGGAGUAUAAGAGAACAUGGGAAGACAGAAGUGACAGAAAGGUAAAUGAAUUCAACACAGAGACAGGAAUUUUCUACAGUAACAAUAGAAAGGGAAUAGUAAGACAUCUACAUGUAAUAAUAGAUGUCUCCGAGGCGAUAGACAAAUCGGAUUUCCUUCCCACAUUCAGGACAAACGUGGCAAAGAUUCUUGAGGGGUUUAUUCCUUCGUUCUACAGCGAGAAUCCUUUGUCCACCCUAUCGUUCCUCAGCGUUAGAGAUGUGUGUGUGAAAUAUAUAAGUAGUAUGGACAUGGAUAUACAUGCUUUCCUAGGCCAGACAGGAUCUAAGUGGUUUUCCUUGCUUAACGGGCUCGAGGGAUCGGUGGAAAUCAUUAAGAAUACUACACAUGUUAAAGAAAUCCUAGUCAUUGUUGCAAGCACAUCGACCCGAGAUCCUCAUGGAUAUACCGAAGUGCUUACCAAGCUCAAAGUACACAACAUAAAGGUCCACUUUAUCAGCCUCUGUGGAGAGGUCACCUUAUACAAGUCAAUAUCCAAGGCUACCGAGGGGAGAUUUUAUGUUCCAGUCGAUGUAGGCCACUUAUCUAUUAUAAUGAAAGAAUUAUCCCAUCCCACAGAUUUCAACGGGACAACUCUCAGCCUAGUUAAGAUUGGAUUUCCUUUACCGGUAAUAGAGCCAUCUGUAUGUGCUUGCCACUUAGAAAUGAAGAGUGCUGGAUAUGAAUGCCCAGUGUGUAAGACUAUGGUUUGUUCCCUUCCAGUCUCAUGUCCAAUAUGCAACACUCAACUUGUGUCUACCCUGAAUCUUUCAAAGUCAUUGCGAUUUCUCUAUCCACUAAAGCCAUUCAUCGAAAAGGAGGGGAAGAUGUGCCGAAUAUGCCAAAGCAAGGGAGGAUACCAAUGCGAGCUCUGUAAAAGUAUUUUUUGCAACAGUUGCAACGGAUUUGUUCAUAACACCUUGAGCUUCUGCAUUUACUGUGAAUUACCGUACAACUAG
This is a messenger RNA of Encephalitozoon intestinalis ATCC 50506, 1023 nucleotides long. RefSeq names its product RNA polymerase II transcription initiation/nucleotide excision repair factor TFIIH subunit SSL1. Gene Ontology annotation, molecular function: zinc ion binding. The transcript has a single exon. The record is from RefSeq and is a predicted model, not a curated record. Gene Ontology annotation, cellular component: transcription factor TFIIH holo complex. NCBI's taxonomy places the organism in Eukaryota, Fungi, Microsporidia, Unikaryonidae. Gene Ontology annotation, biological process: nucleotide-excision repair; regulation of transcription by RNA polymerase II. Bases 1 to 1023 code for a protein of 340 amino acids.